AUGCAAUGCUUCACAAUACCUAUCAAUAUUCUUAAGGAGAUUGAGAAGGUGUAUAGGAGCUUCUUUUGGGGUCAAAAAGGUGAUGAGAAGAAAGUAGCAUGGGUGGCAUUGGAGAAGAUGCAUAAAUCAAAAAGAGAGGGUGGAAUGGGGUUCCGGAAUAUGCAUGUUUUUAACAGAGCCCUCUUAGCUAAGCAAGCAUGGAGAGUGAUAACAAAUGAGGAGUCUUUGAUGGCAAAAGUCCUAAAGGGGAAAUACUUCCCCGCCAAGUCUUUCAUGGAAGCUACGGUCUCGCCAAAUUCCAUCUAUCCUUGGCGAUCAAUUUUGUCCGCAAGAGAUGUAUUGAGUAAAGGAGCAAGAAUAGUGGUUAGUGAUGGCUCUGCAAUACGAAUUUGGGAGGACCCUGGGGUGCCAAAUUUGCCCAACUUUCGAGUUACAACAGGUGAAGCACGUAAUGAAGAGUAG
Beta vulgaris subsp. vulgaris (sugar beet) is the source of this 462-nucleotide messenger RNA. RefSeq lists its product as uncharacterized. Lineage: Eukaryota; Viridiplantae; Streptophyta; Magnoliopsida; Caryophyllales; Amaranthaceae. The record is from RefSeq and is a predicted model, not a curated record. The coding region runs from base 1 to 462 and encodes 153 amino acids. The transcript has a single exon.